AGAUGACUUGUGAUGAUUGGAACAGUUAUAUUCAAGUGAACAUUUAUGGAAAAACCAUAGAAGGACUUCAGCAGCAAGGAGUUGUGUUGGAAUCUCUUUUGAACAACGUCGGCUGCUCUAAAGUUUGGAUCAUGGAGGGCUCCGUCUGCACAAAUCCUAGACCCGAAAGCUCUACACAUUCUGAAGAAAGUACAAUCGAACCAGUUGUACCACUAAGUACAACUCUGGCCACUAACAAGCUUCCUCGAUUUUCAACUCCUGCUAUCGGCCAUUCAAAUAAUAAUUCCAGUAAAAAUUUCACAUUGAAUUUGGCUGAGAAGCUCUCAGAGAUACUAUCGGAUGACGAUAAAACUGAUGAAUUCCUGGAGAACUCUCAUCAAUCCGAAACUUCGAAGGACGACGUGAUUAAAGAUUUGCUCGAAGAAAUGGUACAAACGGUUGCCAAUUCUAAUAAACCUCCGAUUCUUUUGAGCACAACUCUCGCAAAUGUUGGUGUUCCCCGCUUUUCAACUCCCAUCAAACCACAACAUGCAUUGAAUCGAGAUUUCACGAUGAACAUGACAGAAAUGAUUUCCGAAAUCGAUUCGAAUUAUGAAGGUUAUGAAUUAUUCGACGAUUCCUCCAAUGACUGUACCACCUUGACCCCCAACUGCCAGGAGGUCGAAUCGUCAUUUUAUCGAGCACUUUCUGAAGCAGCUAGUUCCAUUGUUCCAUAUCAGGAAGGAAAGAGAAGAAGCUCGAGACGUUUGAGUACUCUGAGUAGUCUCAAGGAAACUGUCAAAGUAGAGCCUGCAGUUUCAAAAUUAACGAAGAGAAGACGGCUCACACCGGUUGAAUGUUCAAGUGAAACUAUGAUUCCACACUCCCAACCAAUACCACUGGAUACUUGCUCAGAUCAACCCAUUUUUCCCAAUUCGACACACAAUGCUAUUCAAUCUGAUGGAUUCUCAUAUGAACAACCUAUUUGUGAAUUUGGAGAUAGUCAAUUGUUUUUGUCAGCAAAAAGUCUUUGCACUGAGCCGAACAGUUCUAUUGCUGAGGAUGUGAAGCCGGUUUUGACAGUUUCGGAUUCCGACAUAACAGCUUCCAACAGGAAUAAUAUCGAUGAUCAUAAUCGAGUCAUAGAACUGUCAACUGAGCAUAAGACAAUGGGAGAGUUUCAAUAUAAUUUCGAUGAUGAGGAUACUGUGCUGAUCGGAAAUUAUGAAGAAGUUGGAACAGAAAUUGAUGAGGCAGAUGAACAACAUAAUGAGGAGAACAGUGAAGAUGAUGAAGAGGAUGAGAGCCCGAUUCCUUCAAAAAAGCGAGUUUCGUUUGCUGUUCCACUUGUUCAAAGUCGCUCCAAACAAAAGGAUGAAAUGAAUAAAGUUCAUAUCAUUAAAUGCCAUUUUGAUAAGUGUAACAAAUCGUACAAUUGGCGCAAAAAAUACGGUAAACUACGUCUUGUGGAUCACGCCUUCACUCAUGUCCCUCACUUGAAAAUGAAGUGCAAUUUUUGUGAUUACAUGUGCAAAGGAAUUAGAAAUAUUAGGCUUCAUCACAAGAAAAGUCAUCCUGAUGAACAAUUAACGGGAUUUGGUAUCAAAAGUGUGGUCCGUACUUCGAAAAAAGGAAAAGACUUGGCGAAGGUUUGGGAUGAAUGUUUUAAAAAAAAUCGUGUCCUUCAACAUGGAUCUGGUACCGAUUCAAACCUAUUGCAUUUCUCAAGACAAGACAAAGGAUCUAAAAGAUCACAGAAAUCUAUGGAUUCUGGUGCAAAACAAAAAUUGGAUGAAGCUAGGGACGAGGAUGUGAAGCCAUUUUAUUUCUUCAGAAUUCGAUGAGCUUCGUCGUCGGGCCGUCUGCUUUUUGUAAAUUGUGUCUCAUGUGUUAUUAUCGUUGAUGUUAUAUUAUGUUGUUUUUAAUGCAUUCUAUGCGACUUUUCUUUUAAUAAUUCUGAAGGUCUUCAUUUUAUCACCGCUUUAAUUUAUAAUUACGACAUGUUGUUUCACUCAAGUUUGAAAAUAUUUCUUGCUAAGACCUAC
Caenorhabditis elegans is the source of this 2024-nucleotide messenger RNA. It is a transcript of the gene zim-1, whose product is annotated as C2H2-type domain-containing protein. Lineage: Eukaryota; Metazoa; Nematoda; Chromadorea; Rhabditida; Rhabditidae. The transcript is spliced from 8 exons. The record is from RefSeq and is marked reviewed. Bases 3 to 1823 code for a protein of 606 amino acids.